Messenger RNA from Habropoda laboriosa, 6145 nucleotides. Its product is annotated as microtubule-associated protein futsch-like. NCBI's taxonomy places the organism in Eukaryota, Metazoa, Arthropoda, Insecta, Hymenoptera, Apidae. Bases 8 to 6145 code for a protein of 2045 amino acids. The transcript is spliced from 6 exons. The record is from RefSeq and is a predicted model, not a curated record. Gene Ontology annotation, molecular function: metal ion binding.
UUUAAGAAUGGCUAGCGAUUUGUCGAGUGAGGGUACUGAAACAAUAGGAGUGUUGGAUGAGAAGGAAGAAGGUGAAAUAUCCUUGGAGGAUGUAAGUUCUUCCGAGGAGGGACACUUAAAUUACGGAUAUGGUACUAGGGUUUCUCAAUGUACAAACUGUUUGUCAUCUCAACAUAAUGCAUCAUGGUGCACUGCUCCUGCCAAGAUUUAUCCCUCCAGGAGCUGUAAUAGAAGAGAAGUUGACCUUAUUCUACAAGAUGCAGUCCAGGGGAAAGAAAACCGUCAUCAAAUCAAAGAAUCAGGAUGUAUCGGUACAAAACAUAUAGCCUCUACUCUUCAAGAAAAAAAUGACGAUCUUGUGCCUAUUUCAAGUGACAGCGAUAUGGAAAUUGUUGGUCUUGCAGAUAAUUCUAAACAAAUUAUAAUACAUUCCACUUCAAAGAGUCGAGUGAAAAAGAAAAGAAAAAAGAAGAGAAAUCAUACACCUGUAAUGUCAAUAGAGGAUGUAGUUUCUUCAUCUACUAUGGAUAUAGUUAUGACAGAGUGUGUUAAUACAUUAAAACAUGAUGUGACAAAAAAUACUUGUAGACCACAUCACAGAGAGAUCAGUCCUGUUCAUGGAAGCAAUAGAUCAAGAGUAAUUCCAAGAACACCUCCCAGAAGGCAUAGAUCUCUUAUAAGACCACGUUCUCCUUUCAAAAGAUCAAAAUCCCCACUUAUCCAUACUAGAUCACCAACAAUAAGAAGAUCUCCUAGAAGACUUAAAUCUCCUAAGCGGUCACCAUAUAGAUCCUCAACAAAAGCAAUGCCUAGAAAGACAUCACAUCCUGAAUUGUCAUCUCAUAAUUAUGGUAAUAUGCAUAAAUUACUAAAAAAAGUCAGACAAUUGGAUUCAAUGGGAACUCAUUCAUUAGAAGAAACUUUAAGUAAAAAUAAAGAACAUGCAUCUUCGUUAAAAGAGAAGUUAACAAAUAUGAUGAAGGGAGUUUCUGACAAUAAUAGUGACAUCAUAAAUUCUUCAAAAGAGAAAUCUACUGCACAUGUCAAUAACAAUGUAUCUAAUGAUGCAGACGAAGAAGAAGACUUAGCACUACUAAGACAAAAGGCCCUUGAAACAAAACAAAAUAAAUCCAACAAACAAAAUGAUCAACCAAAGACUGAAACUGCAAGGAAGGUAAAUGUAAAUAUAAACGAUGAUCAAGAUGAAGAAGAUCUGAAACUAAGAAUGAUUGCACUUCGUUCUGCAGUGUUAAAAAAACAUCAGAAUAGAGUUCAGAAAGGCAUAAAAUCAGGAAAGAACAAAAAAUCGAAUGCUUCCCGCAGUGAAAGUCCGUUCACACAAAGCUUUUUAGAUAGUAUUCCCAUACCUGGAGAAGAACUAUUAAAUUUUGCAUCACCACCUCAUACUCCACUUCCUAUAAAUGAAAAUAAUCAUACAGAAGAUAUGGAAAUAGAUACAGAUGUUGAAAGAGAAAAAGAAAAAUUGCCAUAUUCUCCAACAGACAAAAUUACUGCCAAUAUAUCUAUGGAUACAGAGUUGUUAGGUAUUCAACCAUCUGACGUAUCAUUUAUCAGGCUUAAUGAAGCAAAUAACAGUCCAAAUUUUAAUGCAUCUAUAAUGUCUAGUCAAGAUGAUCAAAAAUCUUAUCAGGGGAAAAUCAUUGAAAAUCGAAGUUACUUACCAAACAUUGUAUAUUAUGCAACAUCUCAGAAUCCAUUAUGUCCUACAAAUGCAAAUAUGCAAUAUUUAUCAACCAAUCCAGAAGAGACUUCUAAACCAGAUUUUAUGAAAAUACAUAAUUCUCAUGCAGAUGUGUAUCAAAAUACAUGCAAUAUUGACAAAAAUAAUACUACUCCUGAAUUUGUAGAUAUUAAUUCAAGUCAAGAAAUGCCUUAUUCUCCAACUGAUACCCCUGUAUAUGAUCCUGACUUAUCACAUGUGCUUCCACAAACUCUUGGUCCACUUACUACCUCAAAUUCUUCCUUAGUUUCUUUGGAAUCAUAUGCUUCUAAUGCAUAUGGAAAUAGCGAACAAUAUAGUCAGGUGUCAAUAACUCAAAAUGCAGAAACCACAAAACAAGCCAAUAAUAUAAAUGAAGAUGAACAGCUAAACAAAGCGGAAACACUUUCACUGGAUCCAGUUAUUGGAUCUGCUACAACCUCUCUUACAGAAUCUGUAUCACCAAGUAGUUCAAUGAUAACUAUUGAUGAUCUUCCUGAAACUGAUGCAGAUGCAAAUCCACUAACUGAUCCUCUUAGAAACAUAAAAUCUAUAGAAAACAUUCCAAAUGAUUCUUCAAAUAAUAUUAAAGAAACAACAUCAGAACCACUUUAUAUGAAGGGAAUACCAGAUGUUACCAAAGAUAUAAAUAAAAUACCGACAUUAAUCAACAGAACACUUGUACCAGCACCAAUUUUGAAAACAAAUAAACAGUUACAACUACCUUUACCUGCAAGAAAAGUUGCAGUACAACAAGAACCAACAUUUAAAAGUGCAAAAAUGCAAUCAGUUGACAUUAAUGAAGAAUCUAGUACAAAGAUGAAUGCUUCCUUCAAACCAAUAAAGUUACAGUCCAUCCCACAAAAGUCUCAUUCGGUUUUAGACUGCACUGCAUUUCAGGAAUUUUUACAUGAAGAUACAACUGAUGAAGUAUCUGCAAAUAAAACUGAUACUUUGGUAGCAGAUAGUAAUGAUAGUUCAACUCUGGUACAAAAUAAUACAAGUCCAAAAAGUUCUGAUAAAAUUUGUGAUAUUAAAAGUCCAACACAAAAAAAGAAGAAACUUCUAAAAAAAGGAUUAAAAAGGAAAAAUACUGAAAAAGUACCAUUGCUUGCAAAAAGGCAUGAAUCAUCAUGUACAAAUAGUGACAAUAUAAAUAUUGUAGAUAAAGAAGAUGAUAAAGAUAAAACAGAUGAUAAAGAAAAUAUGGAAGAAGUUCAGAAACAAAUGGAUAUGGAAGAGAGUAUCAAUACAUCUAACUUGGAAGCUUCAAAAAUUAUUGAUGAUGAAAACAAUAAAAUUUCCUCAGAAACAAAUGAAGAUGUACAAACUGAUGAUACUUCGGUUAAUGAUUCAUUAGAACAAGCAAAAAGUACAGAAGAUAGAAGGCAAAGUCUUGAUGAAGAUGAAGAAGCACUAAGAGCAAUUUUAUUAGCUUCUUUACCAAAACGAACAAAAACCACUAACAAUAUUCCCAGUUCAACAAUAACUACAACAGUAUCUACUGUAUCAAAUCAAGUGCUUGCAAAUGAAACUGUAUCAACAAAUGUGUCUUCUACACUGGUCGGUGGAAGCGAUACAACUAAUACAACAAAUGCUGAUGUUGCAACAUCUUUAUCAAGUCCACCCAUAACUUCAUAUGGUUCUGAAAAUGGUAAACAUCAAUCAAAUGCUGAAGAAAAAGUAAAACCUGUUGCACAAGGAGAUUUAUCUGUUGGAAGUGUUAAAACUUUGAAUUCAGUAACUUCUGGGAGGAAGAGAUCAGUUCCUAUUAUGAAAGGUCCACAGAAGAAACUUGUGAAAAGAAUUUCAAUUCCUGCAAGUACAAAGGUUGUAAAUAACGCGAAAAAGUACCAAAAUGCAAUGAUUCAAAAGAAAUUAAAUUUACAAAAGGCUACACUUUAUAACAAACAAAAAAUAGCAGAAAGUAAAAUUAUAUGUAAAGUACAGUCUAACGACAGUAAGUGGUCUGCUAAUGCAAAAACAUUGUCUGAUAUACAAAGAAUUGUCAUAAAUUUAGAAUCUGACACGGAAAGUGACUCUGAAUCGGAACGACAAAAAAAUACAGCUGUUCCGUCGUCUAAUUCUGUCACGGCAGAAAAACCUCAAGCAACGGUAAAUUCCACAGCUGAGUUUGAAAAAAAUUUAGAUCAAUUUUUACGUGCUGUACGAAAAAAACAAGAAUCUAUGGCAGCUGCAAGACCAACAUCAAUCUUACAAACAGCUAAAAAGGAUACGGUAUUAGCAACAAAACAAGACAAAUCAAAUUCGUCUAAUGUUCAUACACCAUUGGCCGUUCGUCAUUUACCCGCAUCACAGCAAGAGGAAUAUCGUCGAUUGAAGCAACAAAUUUUAGAACGCGAGAAACUGAAACUGCACAGAACUAUAGAGAAUAACAAUUUAACGAAAAAUAAAAGCGUAGAAGUACCUACAAAGCCUGCAUUCCCCAGCAGCCCAAAUAAAGAAUCACAUGCAAAGCUAAAUCAAACAAUAUUAACAAAAAGUCCAAGUGCACAACAAUUGAACAAGGAAAAUUGUUCUAAAAAUGUAGUGGAUUCGGUAAAAAAUACGUUUGUAUCGUCGACCAACGUUCAACUGUGUACCAAUAAAAUAAAUAAUGUUGAUAAGCAAGGAAAUACAAGUCCGAAUCAAACAAAAAUAAUAUCAAGGCCUACAAUAAAUUCUAAUAUUCUUGUACCCACUGAAACCAAUCCAAGCAACAUUGAAAGCGAAGCAAUUGGAAACUCUGUACAAUCAACAAAUACAUCGCUGAAAAUUUUCGAAACGUCUACCCCUAAAGCUCAUACGAAAAUUUUACCCGGUUUAAAAAUUUUGUCCACGAAUGAAGUAAACGAGAAGUAUAUGCAAGUACAAGUAACAAACGACAGAAACGAACGGGUGGUAACAAUAAAUGAUAAAGUGACCUUAAGCAAUAAAACAGUAAUUAAUCGAGAUGAAAGUGUUUCUGGUAGUAAAAAUGGUAAUAAUAAAGGUACGUGCGAUUAUGACAUAAAUCAACUUAUACAAACCGCAGAGAAAGACGUGAUUACCAAUGAUACUCCAUCCGGUGAUAACAAUGUGAUAGACUCAGAUGCAUCCACUACUAUUUUAUCAAGAGAAAAUCAAAGUACUGGAAGGAAAGAAAGUAUUGAUACAUCCGAAUCCACAAUUCGACUUUCACAAUAUGAAGAAGAUAAACGUACAUCGUUGAAUUCGAACGCAGAAAAUAGAGAAGACGUUCAUUUUCUAUUGUUCAAAAAUAAUACAUCGCCAAAGGGUACAAGAAGUAUAGAAGAAAAUUGGGAAGCACUUAAAAAGUAUGUGAAAACAGAGCUAAAUACUCUUAUUGAUCUUUCACGAGCGGAACAAGAACAACGUUUAAUGGAUACGGAACAGAAAUUAGUUCUGAAACGCUAUACAAUCUUGGAUGAUUUGGCGGAAAUGUCCGGUAAUCUUCGCCAGUGGCACAUGGAACGGGACUUACAAACAAAUUUGGCCGCUGAAGUUAAAAAACUCCGAGAGCAGCUCAAAGUUGCUGAGGAGAGGUUGCAAGUGCAACGUAACCGUAUUAAUAGUAUAGGUCCAAAAGUAGUAGCGGCGCAUGGGAAGAUCAACGCAGGCCGGCAGGAAUGUUUUAAACUUGCAACUAUUUGUUCAACCUUGGGAAGUAGUAUUGUAGGAACAGAAUACAAGGUACCUGAAGCUGGAGCACAACUUUUAGAUUGUAGAUUGAAAGAAGUAGCCAAUCAUACGCGGCAACUGUCACGAAAAAAAGUACCAUCUAUCGAUAUUUCCGAAACAUAUGAAUCAAGACUGGGAGAAGAAACUGUUUCUACUACGUUUACAGAGGUUUCGGAAACUACAGAUUUAUUAGAAGAGUGUAAUGUAGAUAAUCUUGAUACAACGAUUUUAAACAAGAACGAAUUUCUAAUAAAAUCAAAUGAAACUGAAAAAACUGUACAAAUAGAAGUAACUACGGUAAAUGUAAAUGAAGCAAGUAAGGACGAAAGUAUGGUACUAAAUAAUUCAGCUCCAAGCAAUAAUGAAAGGAGUAUAUCGGAAGAAAAUAACACAGAACAAGAAGUAUCUGCUAAAGAAACAAAUUUAAGUGAUACUCCUGUUGUUAUUACUGGUAACCUUAAUUCUGAAAAUGCUCAAGACUUGAAUAAUAAAGAGGUAACAGAUAGUAAUGUAGUAGUAAGGCCUGCAACUUUAGAACCUGGCAGCGAGAAAAGGAAUUGUACGAAACCCGAAGGAGAGUUUCAGGCGAAGAAGACGCUUUUACCUUAUGAAUCAAUACUAACGUACUUUAAAGUACCAAGGAACACGAAUCCCAAUGGCGUCCUUUGCCCAUACGAGCUAAUGGGAACCUGCAGUGAUGGAGAUUGUCAAUUUGUUCAUCAAACAGAGAAUCAAGCCAAGUAG